This is a messenger RNA of Ipomoea triloba (trilobed morning glory), 2066 nucleotides long. RefSeq names its product cleavage stimulating factor 64. The transcript has 10 exons. Gene Ontology annotation, molecular function: mRNA binding. Gene Ontology annotation, cellular component: mRNA cleavage and polyadenylation specificity factor complex. Gene Ontology annotation, biological process: mRNA 3'-end processing. The coding region runs from base 382 to 1956 and encodes 524 amino acids. Lineage: Eukaryota; Viridiplantae; Streptophyta; Magnoliopsida; Solanales; Convolvulaceae. The record is from RefSeq and is a predicted model, not a curated record.
AUUGAUGACCGAGAGUGGCACGUCCAGCGAGGCCCACCGGCUGCGAGGAGCGGAAAACGGAAGAACUCGACACGGCGCAGGCGACGUCUAAGAACCGGAGCGGCAGUCGAGGAAGAAGUAGAAGAGGUAUCGUUUCCGGAGAGUCAUCUUCGGUUUUCCGGCGAGGCCGAUUCUCUUCCCCAACCGCCGCCAUAAAGAAAGUUGGGAACUCAAUUACCCUCCGAUUGCCGAUAAUAGUUCCAGGUCAAAAGGGAAUUCUGCGGAUCCUAAUUCGAAUUGGAGCGGGAAAGGGAUGAGAGGCUUGAACGGAAAACAAUAAUUCGGAGGACGAAGGAUGAAAUUGAAUCUCUUUAGCUUCUUCUGAUUGUAGUUAUACUGUACAUGGCCAAUCCUGAUUCUCAACGUCGCUGUGUUUUUGUUGGGAAUAUACCAUAUGAUGCUACUGAGGAGCAGCUAGUUCAAAUCUGUGAGGAGGUUGGCCCUGUUGUUUCCUUCAGGCUAGUUACUGACAGAGAAACUGGAAAGCCCAAGGGUUAUGGAUUCUGUGAAUACAAGGAUGAAGAAACUGCCCUGAGUGCUCGCCGUAAUCUCCAGGGAUAUGAGAUCAAUGGUCGCCAAUUAAGAGUUGAUUUUGCUGAGAAUGAUAAAAAUGCUGACAAGAAUCGUGAACAAGGCCGUGGUGGACCUGGUAUGGUUGCAGGUGCUGAUCCACAAAGACAUAUUGGGGGACCAGCUGCUCUUGGCAAUUCAAGUUUACAUCAGCCAAUUGGACAUGCAGUAGCUACCACUGCUGCUACUGUCAUGGCUGGAGCUCUUGGAGCUGCUCAAAUGGGUAGCUCACUGACGCAGACAGGUUUACAUAAUCAGUUUGGAUCUGGCAUUGAUCCUUUGUCACUUUAUCUUUCCAAAAUGUCAAGGAGUCAGCUGUAUGAAAUUAUUUCUGAUAUGAAGGCUAUAGCAACACAAAACAAGGAACAAGCUCGCCAAAUAUUACACACAGUUCCUAACUUAUCUAAAGCAAUUUUCCAGGCACAACUAAUGCUGGGAUUGGUUACUCCUCAAAUGUUACAGAUGCCUAAUAUUCGGCAGUCCUCUGUUCCUCCACCUCAUUCCAUAUUGCCAGACAGUCAUCGCAAUCAACAGCUUGCAGUUCGAACACUCCCUGGGAUACCUCCCCCUCACAGUUCUUUGGCCCAGACACGACCUCAGGUUCAGCUUCCACAAUCAGCUGAAAACAACAUUUUGCAGCAUGGGCGAUUGCCAAUACAUUCUGGAGUUCAAGCUAUUCCAUCUAUUCGCCCACAGGGUAAUUUGACUGCUACCCUGCCGAUUCAAGUUGGCACUUCCACUUCCUCUUCUUUGAAGCAGCAAAUGCAUCAUCCUUUGUUACCUCAAGCAGGGCUUGUUCCUUCUGCUAAUUUGGCAUAUACUAGUCAACCUGCUGCACCAAAUGCUGCACUCCAGCCUUCAUUGGCAUGCCCACCAGCAACAGAAAAAGUUUUUCAGCAAGGCUCUUCGGCAGUGUCUACUCCUCUGGACAACAUUAUUAAGGGAACCCAAAUUGUUGCUAACAAUUCUGCUUGGCUCAAUAAAACAAUUCCACCUUCAGGUUUGCCAGAGAGAGCUAGAGUCCCAAAUGAUAGUAUAGAUGCGAUGAAUCGCCCAUCAAAGUUGUCAAAACUAAAUGAUGGAAGGAGUUCCUAUUCACCAGCUGAAUUAAAUGUUGGUACCUUGGUAACGAGGCCUUCAAGGUCAGCUAGCUUAUCUGGAAAUCAAAUUUCCGGAUCAGAAGAGGCUUCUAGUUCUGAGAAGCCUGCUCUUCAGAUAACCCCAGAUGUAGAGUCUGCCUUAUUGCAGCAAGUGCUGAGUCUCACGCCAGAACAGUUAAACUCAUUGCCCCCGGAUCAGCGACAACAGGUCCUUCAGCUUCAACGGAUGCUUCGGCAGCCAACAUAGGCCAAAGGACCGAGAGUUCGGAUCCCCAGUUAUCAGUGAGCUGCUCUUCCACUCAUCCGAACAAAUAUCGAAAAGGGGUCAUCAUCAGCAGCCACUGCACAAAGCAGAAA